This is a messenger RNA of Arabidopsis lyrata subsp. lyrata, 1156 nucleotides long. RefSeq names its product disease resistance protein TAO1. Gene Ontology annotation, biological process: defense response. Lineage: Eukaryota; Viridiplantae; Streptophyta; Magnoliopsida; Brassicales; Brassicaceae. Bases 27 to 1139 code for a protein of 370 amino acids. Gene Ontology annotation, molecular function: ADP binding. The record is from RefSeq and is a predicted model, not a curated record. The transcript has 4 exons.
CUAAUAGUUUCCAGUUGAGAGCAAUCAUGGUCAAUAUUAAAGAAAGCUAUCGACAACUUGGUCUUGAUGAGAAAAGUGCACAAUUGAAACUACAGAGUCAUAUGUUGUCUGAGAUGCUCAACCAAAAAGAUAUCAUGGUUCCUAAUUUAGGAGUCGCACAAGAAAGGUUGAAAGACAAGGAAAUAUUUCUCGUUCUUGAUGAUGUUGAUCGGUUAGAACAACUGGAUGCCUUGGCAAAAGAAACUCGGUGGUUUGGUCCUCGAAGUCGGAUUAUCAUCACAACACAAGAUCUAAGAGUUUUAGAGGCACAUGGGAUCAACCAUAUUUAUAAAGUGGAUUUUCCAUCAACUCAUGAGGCUUUUCAAAUGGUCUGUAUAUAUGCUUUUGGUCAGAAGAACCCUGAAUAUGAUUUCACAGAACUUGUUUGGGAAGUUGCAAAUCUUGCUAGUCAACUUCCUCUAGGACUAAAGGUUAUGGGCUCCCACUUCAAGAGAAAAUCCAAGCAAGAGUGGAAAAAUGCUCUACCAAGUUUGAAGAAUCGCCUUCACGCGGAUAUUGUGAGUGUUUUAAAGGUCAGUUAUGAUGCCUUAUGCGAUGAUAAUAAAAAUUUAUUCAUUCAUAUAGCUUGCUAUUUCAAUCACGAAGAACUUGAGAAAGUUGUAGCGUAUCUUGCGAACUGUUUCGAGAAUGUGAGGCACAGACUUGAUGUCUUAGCUGAGAAAUCUCUUUUAUCUAUGGAGAAUUCGAAAAUAGGAAUGCAUAGUCUGCUAGUAAAACUCGGUAAAGAUAUUGUUCGUAAACAGUUUGAUGAGCCUGGACAACGCCAAUUUUUUGUCGAUAGUGGAGAGAAUUGUGAAGUAUUACUGGCUGAUGAGGCAACAGGUAGUAGAGGUGUUAUUGGUAUAGAUUGUAGAUUUAAUGGAAGAAAAUUAAAUAUAAGCGGGAGAGCUUUUGAAAGAAUGUCUAAUCUCCAAUUCUUAAGAUUAAAAGGAUUCUAUUACGAUGCAUGGUAUAUAUCACAUGGUCUAAGCUAUCUCUCUCCGAAACUUCGAAUACUAGAUUGGAAUUAUUUUCCUGCGACACGUUUGCCUUCCAAUUUCAACCUGAAGUUCCUCGCGGAAUUAGACAUGAGCAAAUAGCAAUAGCAACCUUGAGA